AUGACGAGACACCUGACAGAUGACCCUGUGACCAGGUUCGUUGCUACCCUGCCUGAUGAAAUUCGUCCUGGACCCGAUUUCCAUGGACUUCCAUGGGAACCUGUUAUUAUCACUGCCUUAGUGGGAAUUGCCACGCUUGCUAUAAUUUUCUGGAGAACCUGCCUUUCAGUAAAGAGUAGAAUAUAUCAAGUGACUGAAAAGCAACUUGCUGAAAAGAUAAAAAACCUUCUCCAAGAAAAAACCGAAAUCUUAGAAAAAAUGUCGGAAUAUGAUCAAAAGAUAAAGGAAGCAAAGGAAUCUGUGAAAGUGGCCCAAGAACAAAAAGACAUUCUCUCUGAUGAAACUGCAGGGCUUAAGGACACUGUCAAAGGACUGGAAGAAGCAAAUCGUCAGCUAGAUGACAAAGUAAAAAGUCUGCACACAAUGCUUGAAACAGAGAGAAAAAAGAAUGAGAAGAAACAGAACAAGAUCUCUGAAACCCAGAAGUCCUUGGAGAAACUUCAAGAGGCUAUCAGUGUGCAUUCUGUAGAGCUUUCAGAGGUGCAGAUAGCCCUUAAUGAAGCUAAACUAAGUGAAGAAAAGGUGAAGUCUGAGCUUCAUCAUGUGCAGGAAGAGAAUGCUAGACUGAAAAAGAGCAAGGAGCAACUGUUAAAAGAAGCUGAAGGUUGGAGUGAGAGGCAUACUGAGCUCAGCGAGCAGAUCAAACUGUAUCAGAAAUCUCAGAAGGACAUAGAAGAAGCACUUGCCUACAAGGAAAACGAAAUUGAAGUUUUAACUAACUGCAUUAUGCAGCUGAAGCAGCUCGACAUGGAUUCGGCAUCUGAGGCCAAGAAGGAUGGCGAAGGGCGUGAAUGGAGCAUGGGAGACAUGGGAGACAGCCUGGCCAAUGGAGAGUUGCCAGAUAUUGAGAGUGAGAAGAUGAAGACUCAGAUUAAGCAGAUGAUGGAUGUCUCCAGGGUAAAAACUAUGUUAUCCAUAGUUGAAGAAGACAGAAAUCUUCUGCAAUCCAAACUGAGUGAUGAAGUAACAGCAAGACAUGAGCUGGAAGAGCAGAUAAAAAAAUUAGAACAUGACUCCUGUUCGCUCCAGUCAGCCAAAGCUCGACUGGAAAACGAAUGCAAAACACUACAGCAGAAAGUGGAGAUUCUUGGUGAACUUUACCAGCAGAAGGAGAUGGCGCUCCAGAAAAAACUAACCCAGGAAGAGUAUGAGCGACAGGAGAAAGAGCAGAAAUUGUCUGCUGCAGAUGAAAAAGCCGUGCUGGCCAUUGAGGAAGUGAAAGUUUACAAGCAAAGGAUCCAAGAUAUGGAAGAAGAAUUGCAAAAAACAGAGAGAUCUUACAAAAACCAGAUUGCUGCUCAUGAGAAAAAGGCACAUGACAAUUGGCUUAUUGCCCGCUCUGCUGAGAGAGCUCUGGCUGAAGAAAAAAGAGAAGCAGCCAACCUAAGACAAAAAUUAAUAGAAGUAAACCAAAAAAUUGUCAUGCUUCAAAGACCAUUAAUUGUAAAGCCAACUCCAGGCAGACCCGAUCGCCAAGUCCCACCGCGACGAGGGCCCUUAAGCAGAGAUGGCUCUUUUGGCCCAUCACCUGUGAGUGGAGGAAAUCCAUCACCCACACAGAUGAUAGAAGCUCCUGCUCGGCCCCUUUCUGCUCCUCGAAGGGAAGGCUCAAGAGGUGAAUUUGGUACAGUGGUAGAUGGCCCCCCUGCUCCACGAAGGCCACCAGAGUUACCUGGAAGGAUGUCUGUUCCUGAUCUUGGGCCUGCUGUAGCGUCCCUGAUCGGUAGUGGGCCAAGAACCUCCUCCCCUUCCACAGCAAUGGAUGGAGUGGCUAAUGCUAGUCCCAAAGGCCCACCUUCUUUCCCUGGGACACCCAUCAUGACCUCCCCAGUGAUGGGACCUCCGCCUCCACCACCUGUUCGCUACGGACCGCCGCCAGCUCCUCUCCGUGGGCACUUUGGGCCUCGACCUCUUCCUGUGCCCCUAGUUCGUGGUGCUCCCUUGCCACCUCCAGCUGCGAGAGAUUUCUUACCCGGCCCACCCUUGGGAAUGCGAGACCUGCCUCCUGGCCCAUUUCCACCACCUCCAGACCCAAGAGGCUAUGGACGUGGGCACCCUCCAUUUCGACCCCUAGGUCCGCCUGGCCCAAGAGAUUAUCCGCCAGCCCCACGGCUACCCCCGCCUGGUUCGAGAGACUAUACGCCCUCUCCUAGCAGGGACUUGCCUCCCUCGGGACCCAGGGACUACCCCGCAGGCCCCCCGCCGCCAGUAGCCCCCAAGGACUACACACAGCCUCCAGCCCAGAAACCCUAA
Cariama cristata (Red-legged seriema) is the source of this 2313-nucleotide messenger RNA. RefSeq names its product melanoma inhibitory activity family, member 3 (gene MIA3). Lineage: Eukaryota; Metazoa; Chordata; Aves; Cariamiformes; Cariamidae. The coding region runs from base 1 to 2313 and encodes 770 amino acids. Gene Ontology annotation, biological process: endoplasmic reticulum to Golgi vesicle-mediated transport; vesicle cargo loading; protein secretion. The record is from RefSeq and is a predicted model, not a curated record. The transcript has 23 exons. Gene Ontology annotation, cellular component: endoplasmic reticulum exit site; endoplasmic reticulum membrane.